AUGGAUGACAGAACAUUCAACUUCUCUCAUCAGGAAUUCUAUUUGAUUGGAUUCACGGAUUUGCAAGAGUAUCGACGAUAUCUUUUCAUUCCUUUUUUCAUCAUCUUUGCUUUCACAUUGUUUGCAAACUCAGUUAUAAUGUUGGUGAUUGUAAAAGAAAGCAAAUUACAUGAACCCAUGUACAUUCUGAUUGGGUUUAUUGCAGCUCUUGGGUUUAUACAGCCAAUAUUUCUUGUUCCGAGAAUGUUAAUCAGUUUUCUGUUUGGCAAAAAUAUGAUUUACAAAGAUGAAUGUCUUAUUCAAAUGUUUUGUCUGCAUAUGGCAGGUUGUUUUCAGUCGACUAUUUUAGUUGGGAUGGCGGUCGACAGAUUUUUUGCCAUUAUUUUCCCAUUACAGUACCAUGAUUAUGUAAACUUUAAAACAUCAUUGAUAUUCUGUUUGUCCCUUUGUUUCCGUAACUUGCUUUACGUUGUUGCAAUGGUCGGCCUGCUUGGGCCGCUUUAUUUUUGUAAAUCAAACGUGAUUUAUCAUUGUGUUUGUGAGCACACAUCAGUUGUUAAUUUAGCCUGUGGUGAUUUGAGUAAGAACUACAUGGCUGGAAUAAUCGGUUUCAGCUUAACAUCAAGUGACUGUGUAUUUAUAGUUUGCUCUUACAUUGUCAUUUAUGUGAUUAUUUUACGCUCUUCUUCAGGGGAGUCACGCCAAAAAGCCAUCUAUACAUGUAGCACUCAUUUAAUGGUGUUGGCGGUUGCAUUUCUCAGUGUUGUGGUUGCAUUUGUUGGCUACAGGGUUCCUACCAUGCCUAGAGAUUUACGUGUAAUAUGUACCUUGUCAUAUCUUCUUCUUCCAAACUGCUCUAACCCAGUAAUCUAUGGAAUACGAACAAAGGAAAUCAGAGUUCAAAUUGUAAAAUAUUUAGCUUUUAAUAAGGUCAAUUCAUAUUAA
Molecule: messenger RNA, 945 nt
Organism: Carassius auratus (goldfish)
Lineage: Eukaryota; Metazoa; Chordata; Actinopteri; Cypriniformes; Cyprinidae
Gene: or55d1
Product: odorant receptor, family 55, subfamily D, member 1
Exons: 1
Coding region: 1-945 (314 amino acids)
Biological process (GO): G protein-coupled receptor signaling pathway
Cellular component (GO): plasma membrane
Molecular function (GO): G protein-coupled receptor activity; olfactory receptor activity
Source: RefSeq, a predicted model, not a curated record